Molecule: messenger RNA, 722 nt
Organism: Solanum tuberosum (potato)
Lineage: Eukaryota; Viridiplantae; Streptophyta; Magnoliopsida; Solanales; Solanaceae
Product: probable cinnamyl alcohol dehydrogenase 9
Exons: 5
Coding region: 1-714 (237 amino acids)
Molecular function (GO): oxidoreductase activity, acting on the CH-OH group of donors, NAD or NADP as acceptor
Source: RefSeq, a predicted model, not a curated record
AUGCCCAGAUCAAAAACAGAGAUGCUAAGACCCUACACUAUGCUGAAACAGCAGGAAUAUUCAACCCAUUCCGGAAGUGGAAAUGGUGAGAUAGAUGGCUGGGAUCGACUGAUUGUACCCGCUGUUCGACGUGGCCUCAUCUCGAGGCUUACUAUCAUACUAGUUGAAGAGGAAUACGCGUCCUCCGCUUUGGAGCCGUUGGAAUUUCUGCUUUUCCGUGCAUUUUCACGCUGUUGCGUGCUUUUCCGUUUGUUCACUGUGAAAGUCGCUUUCUGGGUCUCUUUGCUGAAGAAGAAAAGGGUUGGGUCGGAAUGGGGGCUAACUUUUUGUUUAUUUGUUUUGUUUAUAUACGAACAAGCUGCAAUGAACACAUUGGAUGGGAUUAUCGACACUGUUUCGGCAGUUCACCCUAAUCUUCCAUUGCUUAUGUUAAUGAAAUCUCAUGGGAAGCUUGUUAUGGUUGGUGCACCAGAAAAACCAGUGGAGUUGCCUGUGUUUACUCUACUUAUGGGAAGGAAGGUAGUGGCUGGAAGUUGCAUAGGAGGGAUGAAAGAGACUCAAGAAAUGUUGGAUUUUGCGGCAAAGCAUAACAUAACACCAGAUAUUGAAGUUGUGUCAAUGGACUAUGUGAACACAGCGCUGGAGCGUCUUCUGAAAUCGGAUGUGAAUUAUGGUUUCGUGCUCGACAUUGGCAAUACAUUGAACAAGAAAUGAGAAUAUUA